Molecule: messenger RNA, 4050 nt
Organism: Penicillium griseofulvum
Lineage: Eukaryota; Fungi; Ascomycota; Eurotiomycetes; Eurotiales; Aspergillaceae
Exons: 5
Coding region: 1-4050 (1349 amino acids)
Cellular component (GO): membrane
Source: RefSeq, a predicted model, not a curated record
AUGGCUGCUACGGCAAUGCGUGGAUCGCCCGAUAUGGCAAACGGCAGUUCCAACCCCCACAUUGCCAACGGAGCGCAAAGAGCUUCGGGAAGACGUAAUCGCAAAAACGCUUCUUCCGCAGAAAGCUACGAACACGAGGAAUGUGAUGACCCAAAGACACCCCACAGACGGGAUGCCCAUCCGUCAGGGCAGCUAGACAGGUCUUUUUCGGCCAGAGCCCGAAACCAGCCCGAGGGAAACCUGAACUAUACAACCGGCAAGCCAGUUCCUUCAUCGACAGAAGAGUUGUUAGAGGAAUCUACCACACCGCGAGGUCUUCCCACACAGCCCUAUUCUCCAAAACCCAGCGUAGACAUGCCUGAGAUUCAUGUCCAAUCACCAACUUCGCCCCCGACUCGGUCCAACACCACCCGCUCGGUCUCCGCCAGUGACUCGCGACGAAAUUGGGCACCAGAAAGGUCGCCUCUUCAAAAGUUGGAAGUAACUUUGACUGGAAUCAGCAAGGAAGAGAAGCGGGCACGAGUACAGCAGGCGGAAAUCAAAGCCCGGGAGCGAAUUGCGCGCAAGAAAGCCGAGCAAGAAAAAGCUGAAUUAAUGGCAGCAGCGGCUCGCGAAGCAUCAGCCCAGCACGUUCAGCCAGGAAGUCAACCACCCGCCGGUGAAGCCAGAAGGAACGAGGGAAGAGACAUUCCAAUUGGGGAUGGCAUAGGAAAUGGGCAUGCGGCUGCACCACCACAGCAGCGACAACCAGAAAGCACAGCUGUUCGUCACAGCAGGACAGUUUCAACAAAUCCUCAAUAUACAUCUACCCGCAGCCUCGAGGAUCCCCAAUAUACAAGUGCAGAAGCCGCUAUCCCGUCAUCAGCUAAGAUAGGCAAUGUGCCUAGACGAUCAGUCACAGUGAGCGGACCCGCGGCGAAACAAGCACGUCCCAGCAACAUCAGCCACAGUCGCUCGAUGUCUCAAGCAGGUCCUCGGCCUAUGCAGGCUCCUUCUGCCCUAAGGGCGGAGACGACAAAUGAACUUUUAACAGCACCCCAUGCCCCUCAGGAUAGCGCCGAGUCGCAGGUCAAGCCCAAGAAACAGUCCGUCUCAUUCAAUGUUCCACCACCUACACCCCCACCAAUCUUCGAGUGGAGGAAUGCACAGCCUGCUCGGCUUGCGGCCCCUGACUUCGAUUUCCAGAAUAUUGAUAUGGAUCGCAGCAAAGCGUGGUGGGAGGGUGGUGGCAACAAUGAUCGCAGAAAGAGCAGGGCUCUUCCUAAGAACUACAAGUCUCCUGCUCAGAAGUCGACAGGAGCGACCGACCACAAGAGCUUCCAACCCAACCUCUUCUUGCGAUGUGGGCCUUUGCUACGAUACACAGGCAUUAAGCGAGUUCAGGUUGAUGGAGCCAGUGGCCCCAUUUACAAAGAGAUAUGGCGAGGCUCUGUCAUGGUAGUGACUAAAGAUUCUCGCUCCUCCUACGAUGCUCCACCUACGCUAAGACUAUUCUCUCAGCCGAUGGAUCUUCUCCCUCCUCCGCCCGUGGUGAUCAGCCGUGAAGAUGGAAUGCAGUUGGCUCCUGAAUAUGUCGACCCAACAGCCGGGCUCAUGAAAGUUGGCCGUGAUGGACGACCCCUUUACGUGAAGCCAGUGGAACAUGUCGAGGAACAAGUCGACUUAUCAUUUGUCGAGAACGAGGAUGGCAUCUACGAGCUCUCACCUAGCAUGAUCGACUAUACUAGCGAAGGCAUCAAACAACCUAUGCCUUCCAACCGGAUGCAUGCCGUCGACGGCGAGACGGAGAGUCUGCACCGAGACAUCCCAGGAGCCCGUCUGUACGCGGAUGCCGCAAGAGAUGUAACAUUCUGGCGGUUUAACUUAGAGGUUGAGCUCAGUACAGCUCAACAGCGAAUCGCCUAUCGGAUCAACCAGGGACCUGCCUUGGGCUUCUGGGUACCCCCCGCGGGAGAAGCGAUGAACAUAAUGUUCCACAGUGGUAACGGGUUCAGCCCCUCUGUGGACUCUGAUCGAGUCUGCGGGCCGGACCCGCUUUGGCGAGAUAUCCUGAAUGAGCAUCAGACUCGUCCGUUCCAUGUGAUGAUCGGUGGAGGCGACCAAAUCUUCAAUGACUCGGUUAUCACAGAGUCAACGUUCUUCCAAGAAUGGAUUAAAAUUAAAAAUGCUGCCGACAGAUAUGGGGCGUCAUUCUCACCCGAGUUCCGUGCUGAAUUGGAACAGUUCUACCUCGAGCACUAUGCUGCGUGGUUCUCCCAAGGCCUCUUCUCGUUGGCGAACUCUCAGAUUCCCACGGUCAACAUUUGGAACGACCAUGAGAUCUUUGAAGGCUUUGGCUCUUACCACAACGAUUUCAUGCAGAGUUCUGUUAUCUCCGGAAUUGGAAAGAUUGCUUUCAAGUAUUACAUGCUGUUCCAGCACCACAGUGUCCCCGACGAAACCGAGGCAGAUGAACCCAGCUGGCUCCUCGGUGCUCAUCCCGGUCCAUAUAUUGAGCAGAAAAGCCGAAACCUGUUCAUGUCUCUUGGCCAAGGAGUGUCAUUCUUGGGUCUUGACUGCCGCACUGAGCGACGGAGCAAUGAGGUUCUCAGCGAAGAGACUUGUGAUUUGUUGUGGGACCGCUGCCACAGGGAGAUAAUGAAAGGAGAGACAAAGCAUUUGAUCGUUCUUUCAAGUGUCCCUGUUGCUUACCCUCGAGUGGCAAUGCUCCGUAAUUUCAUGAACAGUCGCAAGUCACUCGGCAAGGCCGGAGUACUCGGUGGACUUGUAAAUCGAUCUGGCGGAAAUGUGGAGGUCUUUGAUGACCAUUGGGCAGGCAAACAUCUCAAGUCCGAGCGCACAUGGUUGGUUGAGGAUCUUCAGGAUCUAGCCGCAGAGAAGUCAGUACGAAUUACAAUACUCAGUGGCGAUGUCCACCUCGCGGCAAUUGGGCAGUUCUAUUCGAAUCCCAAAUUGAAUAUACCCAAAGACCAGGAUUAUCGAUACAUGCCGAAUGUUAUCUCGUCUGCUAUUGCAGACAUUCCGGAGGCCGAUCUCAUUGCGGAUAUGCUCAACAAGCGGAAUACAGUCCACCACAUGGACUCGAACACAGACGAAGAUGUCGUUCCCAUCUUUUCCCAGGAUGUGAACGGCAAGGCCCGGAACAAUAAACGAUUACUACCUCGACGAAACUGGUGUUCCAUCCGUGAGUAUCAGCCCGGAUCCACUCCACCAGAUACACCUGAGUCAGAGAUUAUCGAGGCCCCGGAACCUAGGCCAAAUAAGCUGCAGCGAACAUUGUCACUGGGUCGUGGAGACAAGGGGUCUACCGGGAAGCCUGGUAUUCUCAGGCGUCUCUCCACCCGUGGGCCACCUCCUACGAGAACUAUGAGUUUCAAUCGAGGCGAUGAGGCUGCUUUCAAUCGACGUGCAAGUGUUGAUGGGCCCUCCCAGCCCCACGAGAACGGGGACAGCUAUUUCCCAAGAACUGGGGCUGAGGCGCCCCCACGGCCUGGUAAUUUCCACCGGCGACCAACAAAUCUUAGCCAAAAAGCGGCAAAGAAGGCCGCCAAGCAGGGCGAUGACGGCGCAGGCGCGUACAUCAACCUCGAAGGUGGGCUCGCCAUCACUUUGAACCUAGAAAUUAGCCCACAAGACCCAUCGGGUGUCACCACACCCUACAAAUUGCUCGUUCCAGCACUGCAUUACAACGGGACCGAGUAUGACCCGCCCCCAGCACAAAUUGUCAAGGGCUGGAGAAAGUUCCUGCCCCGCCGCAAAAAGAAUGAGGGGGAAUCAGAUGCACGGCCUGAAGCAGAAGAAGAUUACAGUGAUGACGACGAACAAGACGAUUACGAGGACUAUGACCUUAUCAAUAAUACCCGCGCUAACGCCGCCACUAGCCAACAACAUCAACCACAGUACGAGGGAUAUCCUGGGAGUGAAGAGGAGGAUGACUAUUCUGAGAGCGAGGUCCCUCAACGUCUACCACCGCAGAUGAUUGCCGACCACUCACCCAGUCCUGAAGAGUCUAACCGUCCACGAAAGAAGAAGUGGUUCGGCGUGAUUUAA